Eutrema salsugineum is the source of this 1021-nucleotide messenger RNA. RefSeq names its product ras-related protein RABA2a. The transcript is spliced from 2 exons. Gene Ontology annotation, cellular component: endosome. The record is from RefSeq and is a predicted model, not a curated record. Bases 162 to 818 code for a protein of 218 amino acids. Lineage: Eukaryota; Viridiplantae; Streptophyta; Magnoliopsida; Brassicales; Brassicaceae. Gene Ontology annotation, molecular function: GTP binding; GTPase activity.
AGACAGGGGUAUUUUAGUCCACAAAGCAUUUCGUUUUUCUCGGAAAAACAAAUAAUUAUUUCUUUUAUUCUUCUUCUUCUUCUUCUUCUUCUUCUUCUUCUAUUCUUCACUUUUUCAAUUUUCAAAAUCCUAAUAUCGCUCUCAUCGACAAAGGGUUAACAAUGGCGAGAAGACCGGAUGAAGAAUAUGACUACUUGUUUAAAGUGGUUUUGAUCGGAGACUCUGGUGUCGGCAAGUCAAAUCUCCUCUCUAGAUUCACUCGCAAUGAGUUCUGCUUGGAAUCCAAAUCCACCAUCGGUGUCGAAUUCGCUACUCGUACUCUCCAAGUGGAAGGAAGGACUGUGAAAGCUCAGAUAUGGGACACGGCAGGGCAAGAACGAUACAGAGCCAUAACCAGCGCCUAUUACAGAGGUGCACUUGGAGCUCUCUUGGUCUACGACGUCACCAAACCAACAACGUUUGAGAACGUAAGCCGGUGGCUGAAAGAACUCAGAGACCAUGCAGAUUCCAACAUCGUGAUCAUGUUGAUUGGAAACAAGACAGAUCUGAAGCAUCUCAGAGCAGUUGCCACAGAGGAUGCUCAGAGCUAUGCAGAGAAAGAAGGCUUAUCUUUCAUCGAGACAUCGGCCCUUGAGGCAUUAAACGUAGAGAAGGCUUUUCAGACGAUUCUCUCAGAGAUUUAUCGGAUCAUCAGUAAGAAAUCUAUAUCUUCAGACCAGGCUACUGCAAAUGCCAACAACAUCAAGGAAGGGCAAACCAUUGAUGUCGCUACCUCUUCUGAAUCAAACAAUAAGAAGCCUUGUUGCUCUUCUUCCUGAAAGGCUUUGUUUGUGUCACAUUUCGAAGGCCAAUAUCUAUGACUUUUCUUUCAAGGCUUGCGUGGUGUUGUAGUAGCUAAAAGAAAAAAAAUGCAAGUCGCAUUCCUUUUUUCUUUUUUGUUUUGUUUAUAAUGACUCAGAAAUCACUCUAUAUUAAUUAUGGAAUUUGAAAGCGUUUAUACAAAACUUACAAAUUGUGAAAA